AUGUCUUGGCUCGGUGUCUCGCUCCCCAAGAAGUUCCCGACGCCAGUGUUGCGUCCCAUGGCUCCUUUCCUGGCUGCCGCUCUGAUCGUCGGCUACGGCGUCAACUCGGCCCAGAACGCCAUGAUGAACUCCGCCGAGUUCAAGAAUGACCCGAGGAACCCGAACGUCAAGGCUGGUGGUGGGCACUAA
Molecule: messenger RNA, 189 nt
Organism: Chaetomium strumarium
Lineage: Eukaryota; Fungi; Ascomycota; Sordariomycetes; Sordariales; Chaetomiaceae
Product: ATP synthase j chain-domain-containing protein
Exons: 4
Coding region: 1-189 (62 amino acids)
Biological process (GO): proton motive force-driven ATP synthesis
Molecular function (GO): proton-transporting ATP synthase activity, rotational mechanism
Source: RefSeq, a predicted model, not a curated record